This is a messenger RNA of Pollicipes pollicipes, 962 nucleotides long. RefSeq names its product actin-histidine N-methyltransferase. Gene Ontology annotation, molecular function: protein-L-histidine N-tele-methyltransferase activity; protein-lysine N-methyltransferase activity. Gene Ontology annotation, biological process: actin modification; peptidyl-lysine monomethylation; peptidyl-lysine trimethylation. Lineage: Eukaryota; Metazoa; Arthropoda; Thecostraca; Pollicipedomorpha; Pollicipedidae. The transcript is spliced from 4 exons. The coding region runs from base 1 to 765 and encodes 254 amino acids. The record is from RefSeq and is a predicted model, not a curated record.
AUGACCCGGAUGAACAACAUCCCGGCGCUGGAGGACCGCGGCCAGGGCGUGCCAGGCCUCAUCCCCUUCUGGGACCUCUGCAACCACGCCAACGGACGGGUCAGUGAGCAGCGUUCGGCGCCGGCUUGUCUGCAGGUCGAGGCUGCCGUGGCCCGGUGUCUACGGACUACCUGCAGGAGGAAGGCCGGCAGCGUGUGUUACGCCUCGCGCGACUUCGAGGCUGGCGAGCAGUUCUUCAUUUUCUACGGUGUGCGGCCCAACGCCGAGUUUCUGCUGCACAACGGGUUCGUGUACCGCGACAACGAGCACGACGCGGUGGCCGUACGGCUGGGAGUGAGUCGGGGCGACGCGCUGCACCAGCGGCGCUGCCGCCUGCUGGAGCGACUCGGUGUGCCGGCCAGCGGCGUGUUCUACCUCCACCGCGAAGGCGCGCCCAUCGACGCCUCGCUGCUCGCCUUCCUGCGCGUCUUCAAUAUGGACGCAGACGCGUUGGACCAGUGGCUGCUGGCGGACAACGUGUCGGAGCUGGGCUCGGACGAGUGCCCCGGCCUGCCGGACGGCCUGGAGACGACCGCCUGGCGCUUUCUGCACACGCGGCUGGGCCUGCUGCUGCGCCUGUACCCGGGCCCGGCCGCCGACGACCGCCGCCUGCUGGCCGAGCCGGGCGCGCUGACGCCGCGCGCCCGGCUGGCCGUCACGCUGCGGCUGGGCGAGAAGGAGAUCCUGGAGCGGGCGCUGCUGUACGCCGACCAGCGCAUGGCCUGACGGCGCGGCGGGCGCGCGCUUGACGUCACAGGUGUGGAGCGGCUCCGGCGGCGCCAACACUACCAAAGACUGCCGCACCACUACGGCCGCCAAUCUUCCACAAAUCCGAGCUCAAAUGGCGGCCCCGGGCGGGGCAUGCGGGCCAGCACGACGCUGGAAUAACGCUUGUGUAGGCGCCUGCCGUUUUAUGUCCGUGU